Varanus komodoensis (Komodo dragon) is the source of this 3497-nucleotide messenger RNA. It is a transcript of the gene FAM124B, whose product is annotated as family with sequence similarity 124 member B. Gene Ontology annotation, cellular component: nucleoplasm. Lineage: Eukaryota; Metazoa; Chordata; Lepidosauria; Squamata; Varanidae. Bases 154 to 1641 code for a protein of 495 amino acids. The transcript is spliced from 4 exons. The record is from RefSeq and is a predicted model, not a curated record.
CGGUUCCCCAGCAACGGGGAUUCGCAGGCGUUUUGCCUCCGAUGCUGGAGGUGAUAUAUAGCCAUCCUGACGAGUAGCCAUUGAUAACCUGUUCUGCCAUGAAUUUGUCUAGAAGACUCUCUUGUUUUGCAGAUCACGUUUUAGUUGGAAAUCAUGAACUGUUUCCAGUUGCAGCCUUCUGACAUGAAAGGAGAGCUGCCGUGUAACCUUAUGCAUGCUUAUUCAGAAGUUACAUUGCUGUGGAUUAGUAGUGUUUGCGGUCACCGUAUAAUGGAUGGGAGGACAGAUUCCUUGGUGAUGACUGUGCACCUGCUUGCCAGAUCUGGCCAUGCAUUACUCUUGCAGAAGACCCUUGAUCAACUUCAAGAAUGGAUCUGCUUGGACCUACGUCUCUUCCUUGUAUCAGAGCGCACCUCUCCAAUGAAAUAUUAUGAGACCCACCGCCAAAAAAGCGCCAGGUUCCCCGGGACAUCUGUUCUGCUUUUUUUGCAUGAGGACUUUGGGGAAGAACGGAUUUUCCAAGUCCAUGGCUUUUUCCAGCACCCACCGUGGCAGCGUGUUCACAUUGAAAGUGCCAAGAAAGGGCAGCUUUCUCCCUAUGCCCUUCAGGACUUCUAUGGGCUGGACGAGCACAUGCCCGUAUGGGGACUGAGGCAGGUUCAUUAUGGCACAGAAAUUCUGCGUGUCACACUUUACUGUAGUUUUGACAACUAUGAGGAUGCAGUCAGGCUGUAUGAGAUGAUCUUGCAGAGAGAAGCUGCUGUGCAAAAAAGCAGCUUCUGUGCCUUUGUGCUGUACACGACCCAAAGCAUUGCAGUUCAGCUCUGCUUGAAGCAGCUGCCUCUAGGAGUGUGUGUCGACUCAAAGGAGUCUUCGGUGUUGCAGUUCAAGGUGCAUGAAAUUGGGCAGCUGGUUCCACUUCUGCCUAAUCCUUGUGUUCCUAUAAGCAGCACUAGGUGGCAAACAGAAGAUUAUGAAGGGAACAAGAUCUUGCUCCAGGUUCAAGGCAGCUCUAAGCACAAUGGAGACCGGGUUUCAUCUUCCAGUUGCCACCACAGUGCACCUGAGAACAGUGCCCCCAUCUCCUGCUCUAGUCCAUCCCCAGUAGCCACCACAAGAACUGUGGUGCAGCAGAAAACACGGACACUUCGAGCCAUGAAGAAUAAAAACAAAUCCACACGAGGCAUGGCGCAUGCUCCGGGAAGCCUCGGCAGUCCCUCACAAAGCAAUUUUUGCUCUUCUUCCCAGCCUUGUAGCCCUGCAGGUUCUUCUCUGCAGGACCUAAGCUCUUCCCAGGUGAACCUGGGCACUAAGUGGAGAUAUUCUAGCCAUGAACUCUGGCUGAGCCAGGAGGAGGAGGAGACUAAUGUUGAUACAGGCAACAGAGUGGCAUCUUCCGAAUGCAGUAACUCUCCACUAAAUAGGUUUUCAAAGGACUUGCAAAAUGGACUUUUCCAACCCCAGGCACCAUGCUGCUCAUUUACGGGAGCUCACUCCAAAAUCCACUUGCACUCAGAGAACAGAAGCACUCCAUCACUGCAUAUUGCCAAAAGCUGUACAGAAGUAGAACAGAGACAGUCAAGUUUUCACUUGAGAACCUCAGGAGCAAGCCAUGGAGAGGAAGAGGAAUUUUUUAUAUGACUUUAAGUACAAGAAUUUUACUAGCUUGAUUUUUCAGUGCCUUAUUUCCGAAAAUAAUAGAGUGAACAAUCUGUAUGCUGCACAAUGGCUUUGUCUUUGUGUAGAUACCCCAGCUGUCUAUACUACCUUUUAAAAAGAAAACUUAAACGUAGUUUGCAGAAGUGUUUAUGGACUUAUCUAAUGCGAGGAAGAGGAAGAUUGUGAGAAACCUGACAUACUGGAGGAUUAUUGUGCAAUAGACUGAAAGAAGCCAUUCAUUUAAUGCUUCAUAAGUUAAUGACAUUGCAUUAGAAACCGGCGAGAGAAAACUAGUUCCCUUAUAAAACAUUCUUUAAAGGCUGCAUGUUGCAACCAGCUUAUGGCACAAUAGUUUAUAUUCUAGAGAGAUGUCAAGUGCUUUGUUGUGCAGCUGAAGUACAUGUGUCCAGACUACAGCAUCCAUCUAAAGGGCACAAUCAUAUGCAUGGUUAGGCCAAUAAAAGUUACACAGUUCCCAGCAUUCCCCAGUGAACAUGAUUGCCUGAAGAAUGUUGAGAAUUGUAAGAAUUCUUUCUCUCUCCACAUGCAUAGGAUUACAUGUUUAAGAGGCCUAUAUUGCUAGUUGAGUUCCACUGUAUUGUAGUAUUUCUCUUUCUGAGGAAGCACAUACUUUAAUGGGAUUAUGAGCUUGCAAUAUUAACAAUGCCAUAGUCUUCUAAGAUGUGGUGUUUUGGAAUUUAAUAGCCUUAGAAGACUAUAUAAACUUUCUAUCACACAAUGCAAGCUGGUGGAUGCUUUGGCUUAAAGUUAGGAUUGCUAGAAUAGCUGUGGAUUCGGUGGUUUAUCUGGUGAAUCCCUCAUUGCUAGCGUUUCCUUUUUCCAUAUUAAACUCUGAUUUUUGCUUAAUUCUUUCAGAGCGCUAGCGUAGAAAUGAUUGUUGCUUCACAUAGUGUUUAGGUACAGAAUAGGCAGUGUUACUCUCAUCAAACUGAGUUUGAGAAUUCUUAUCAAUGCAGGUGCCUCCUCCCCAGUUUCCCUCCCUAUACUACCUAUUUAAACAUUUUGGAUGGAACUGUUACACAUGAAUAUUAGAAGCACAAUGCUGCUUGUACAAGCAAGUAUCCCCAGGUUUACAUUUCUUUGUGCUGCUGCUCUGGCUGCAGAAUAACAGGUUAUCUCUACCUGUUCUGACCAGGCUAAUGUCACUUGAUAGGCAGGCCUAGAGCACAGUGAAAUGUACACCCAAACCUAUCCCUUUCUCAUGUGUGCCAGAGAAAGAAUGGAAUGGAUAUGCUCUGGGAAGGUAGAGGUACACUCAGGAACAUUAAAGUAUGCAGGUAUGUGACCACAUGGCACCUGGUGAAAUGUAUGGUAUAUUUAUCUGUUUGAAUGGGUUAGGUGAGGCUGGGUUUGGGAUCUCUACAACCACCAUAGUGGGUCAGUGCUUCUGUUGCUGUUUAUAAUUAGAAGCAUCUGGUUGUUUCAUCUUUGUUGAAAAGAUCUCAGUUAGUAGUGCUGGAAAAAGUGCUCACUUGAAAUUUUAGAGACCUGCUGCCUGUCAAACUACUGAGCUAAAAGUACCACCUAUAUUGGACUUUUCAAACCUGGUGGCCUCUUCAGUUUUUGGAAAGCAGCUCCCAGAAUUCCUUUGCAUUGACCAUUCUUGCUGGAGCAGAUGGGGGCUGACGUUCAAAACAUCUAGAGGUUUCCUUGUUGGGGAAAGCUGGCCUAUGUAUACUGAGCAUGCAGAUGUGUAUUUGUUUUUAUGUAACAUUGCAAUGUAAGAUUUGGGCUUUAAUUUGGGUGUAUCGUUAGCCACUUUGAGUGCCAAUUUAUGAUGGAAUGACAAGAAGUUAAAUAAAUACAGUGGUACCUUG